This is a messenger RNA of Cucumis sativus (cucumber), 1397 nucleotides long. Its product is annotated as WAT1-related protein At4g08290. NCBI's taxonomy places the organism in Eukaryota, Viridiplantae, Streptophyta, Magnoliopsida, Cucurbitales, Cucurbitaceae. Gene Ontology annotation, cellular component: plasma membrane. The coding region runs from base 120 to 1280 and encodes 386 amino acids. The record is from RefSeq and is a predicted model, not a curated record. The transcript has 8 exons. Gene Ontology annotation, molecular function: transmembrane transporter activity.
UUAGUAUGCAACCAUUUAUAUUCUUUAAAAUACCAUGUUAUCGAGUACUUCACCUUAAAAAUAAACCAAAAACGAGAUGGUUGGAUAAUUGUAUUUAGUGCCUCUAGGUUGCCACAUCAAUGAUGUUUCUCAUGGUGCUCUCCCUUUUAUUAUCACUUCUCAACAAGUUGAAGAAGAUGAUGAGUGAGAAUUCUAUUGUGAGUAAGUUGAAGCCUUAUAUUCUAGUGGUGAGCCUACAAUUUGGAAUUGCAGGCAUAUAUGUAAUAUGCAUGGCCACUCUCACUAAAGGCAUGAGUCGUUAUGUUUUGAUCGUGUAUCGAAACACUGUUGCCACUCUCUUUCUUGCUCCAUUUGCGCUAAUCUUCGAAAGGAAAACGAGACCAAAGAUGACACUCCCUGUCGCUUUACAAAUCAUGGUCUUAGGUUUUCUAGAACCCGUAGUUGAUCAGGGGUUUGGUUAUUUAGGGAUGACAUACACGUCAGCAUCAUUCACAUCGGCCAUCAUGAACGCUGUGCCCUCUGUUACCUUUAUCAUUGCGGUCCUUUUUCGAGUGGAACGUUUAAAUGUAAAACAAGUACGAGGGGUAGCCAAGGUAAUUGGGACCUUGGUGACCUUCGCCGGAGCUUUGGUUAUGACACUUUACAAAGGCCCAAUUCUCGAUUUCUUUUGGACUCAAAAAACCAACCACCACGUUAACAUAGGCGCCGCCGCCACCAAUCAGCAUUGGGUGGCAGGAACGUUGUUCAUCCUUCUGGGCUGCGUGGCUUGGUCUUGUUUCUACAUAUUACAGUCUAUAACAGUAAAGAGAUACCCGGCGGAGUUGUCUCUCUCAGCACUGAUAUGCUUGGCUGGUGCACUUCAGAGCACAGUGAUAGCAGUAGCUAUUGAGCAUCAUGCUAGUGCAUGGGCUGUAGGCUGGGAUUCCAGGCUUCUGGCUCCUCUCUAUACGGGAAUAGUUGGGUCAGGAAUUGCAUAUUACUUUCAAGCUCUUGUUAUGAAGACCAGAGGUCCUGUCUUUGUGACGGCUUUCAACCCUUUAUGUAUGAUCGUUGUCACCAUUAUCUCUUCCAUUGUUCUUGCCGAGAAGAUUCACCUUGGAAGCGUUAUUGGAGGCCUCAUCAUCGCAAUUGGGCUUUAUGCAGUCGUUUGGGGAAAAAGUAAGGAUUAUUCCACCGCCGACCACCUCCAAAAGCCUAACGGCACCGCCGUACCUGAGCUUCCAAUUGUUGCCUCUCAACUCCCCGCCGAACAAGAAGCUCAUCUUCAACCUUCAAAAUGAAUUUAAUAUACAAAAUGCUGCCCACAAAAUCCACUCACUUGUAGACCUCUUUGCCUUAUAUUUACAUAUGUCAAAAUAAAUGAUACCAUUAAUAAAAUAUGUCAACCAUUAAUAAAA